Molecule: messenger RNA, 1359 nt
Organism: Ogataea angusta
Lineage: Eukaryota; Fungi; Ascomycota; Pichiomycetes; Pichiales; Pichiaceae
Exons: 1
Coding region: 1-1359 (452 amino acids)
Biological process (GO): quinolinate biosynthetic process; L-tryptophan catabolic process; NAD+ metabolic process
Cellular component (GO): mitochondrial outer membrane
Molecular function (GO): NAD(P)H oxidase H2O2-forming activity; FAD binding; kynurenine 3-monooxygenase activity
Source: RefSeq, a predicted model, not a curated record
AUGGUGGAUUCCAAAGAGUCUGUGGGGGUUAUUGGAGCCGGGCUGGUUGGUGCGUUGGUAGCACUUGGUCUUGCCAAGCAAGGAUACGCGGUUACAGUCUAUGAUCUCCGUCCUGAUCCGAGAAAUGCCCAGGAAACAAGUCUGCGCUCAAUCAAUUUGGCCGUUAGUGAGCGAGGUAUCCGCGCAUUGAGAUACGUGGACCAGGAAAUGGCCGAGAGAGUUCUAGAGGGAAUCAUUCCCAUGCAUGGCCGGAUGAUCCACGAUUUGGACGGCAACCAGGAAUCUCAGCUGUAUGGUCUUUUUGGGGAGGCUAUCAACUCCAUUGACCGCAAGAAACUGAACCAGAACCUGAUUGAGGAGAUUGAGCGGUUCAAUGCAACUGCAAAAUUCAAGAUCGAGCUGAUUUUUGGGGCCAAGGUCACCAGCGUGCAGGUGAAUGGCGGUGUGACCAUCGAUUACAUUCGUGCUGGCGAGCCUCGAAGAGACCACAGAGAUUUCGUGGUUGGUGCGGACGGCACUUACUCGGUGGUGAGACAGAGUCUGCAGAAGCUGAUUAGGAUGAACUACAGCCAGGAGUAUAUUGACAUGUGCUACUUGGAAAUGUACAUUCCUCCAGGUCCAAAUGGUAGCUUCCAGAUCGACCCGAACAGACUGCAUAUCUGGCCACGCAAGACGUUCAUGCUGAUUGCCCUGGCCAACCAGGAUGGGUCGUUUACGUCUACGUUUUUUGGUCCAUGGAAGUUGGUGGAGUCGCUCACGUCGCCCAAGACCAUUGAGUUCUUCUUCAAGAAACACUUCAAGGAUGCUAUUCCGCUGAUCGGCCUCGAUAAAAUAAUCGAGUGCUUCACCACGUAUCCACGGGGUGCGCUCAUGCAGGUGAACUGCAACAAAUACAAUUUCGAGGAUAAGUGUAUUAUCAUUGGCGACGCAGCUCAUUCGAUGGUGCCGUUCUACGGCCAAGGAAUGAACUGUGGGUUUGAGGAUGUACGGAUCCUGCUGGAGCUGCUUGAAAAAAAUAGUCACGAUAGACGCACUGCCUUUGAGACGUACUCGGAAUCGAGGGCUGAAGACCUUAAGGCAAUCCUAAAGCUCGCGCUGAGAAACUACCACGAGAUGUCGAGCGAUGUGACCUCUUCCAUUUAUUUGUUUAGAAAGAAGCUGGACGGAAUUCUGGGCAGAUUGAUGCCGCAGCGCUGGAUUCCGCUCUACACUAUGGUGUCCUUCAGAUCGGACAUCAGCUACUCGGAUGCUGUCAGGCUCAGUCAGAAGCAGCAGCGGAUUCUCAGAUGGGCCGAAUGUGGCGCGGUGACCUCAAUUCUGGCAGGGACUGCAUUGUAUCUAGCCAGAAGAAGUAAGUAG